UACGUCGUUAGCAUGAUAGCCUUUACUGACUUUUUCCUGUUGUUCGACCCUUAUCAGAAGGUUUGUCAGAGAAACGAUUACGUUUAUAACGGUUAGAAACGUAUUUUAUCUUUGCAGAUAUGGCGGAUGACGCCCUGUUUGAGUUUCUCCAUAUGGAGAUGGUGUCCCUUGUUUACAAAGACCACGCUUCCAUGAACAAGCAGGACCGGGCGACUUGUGUCUCUACCCUAGAAGGAAUGGGAUUCAGAGUUGGACAAGGCCUGAUAGAGAGGUUCACCAAAGAUUCCCCUAGCUUCAAGGAUGACCUGGACGUGAUGAAGUUCAUCUGUAAAGACUUCUGGAUCAAUGUCUUCAGAAAACAGGUGGACAACCUCAGGACCAACCACCAGGGAACAUAUGUUCUCCAGGACAACAAGUUUGCUCUGCUGACUCAGUUUUCCAGUGGAAAACAGUAUCUUGAGGAUGCUCCCAAGUACCUGGCGUACUCAUGUGGUCUGGUGAGAGGAGCACUGUCUAACCUGGGCAUGGAUAGUGUGGUCACAGCAGAGGUCUCCCUCAUGCCCUCAUGUAAAUUUCAGGUGGUAAUCCAGAAAAUCUGACCCUGUCUGGACCCAGGAUAACCUAUUCUGGACCUGGUCAGGCAUUCUCCCAAAACUUGACAAAGAAGAACAACUUCAUAAUGUGAAUGUUAACCUGUAGCCUGUUGAGGGUUACGCACACUUAGAAAGAUAAACACACACACACAUCCAGAAGGGUUUACUACAUGUUAUUUUUGUACACAGAUGUUUAUUUAUUGUCCUUACUUUGUCAACGAUCGAUUAUAAAGCGAUAUUUACGGUUAACUUUUCUUUAAUAGAAUUCCUAAAGCAGCCAGUAGAUAGUCUUUAUAGUUUUUCAUCCACAAAUCACUGCCAUCUCCUGUCUUAAUUUCCGAUUUGUAAUUAUUAUUUGUGUUAAAACAAUUUUCAUUGUCUCUCUCCAUCCAUUAAGUUAUGAGUUUACAAUUUCCCUUCCUAAAAUGUUUACUUUUAAUAAUGUGUCUUUGUGUUCUCCGUUGUUCUCCCCUGUAGAUGUAGUUCCCUUUCUUACCACUAGAGGUCAGCCUCUGCUAGAUUUACUCUGCAGUCUGCCUUGAGAGUGUGUGGUAGGAGCCAGUAAUAUAUUCAUGCAAGAAUAUAUUUUACAUGAACAAAGCAAUCAAUCUGCGUUAGUACGCAUCAAAAGCAAUAGCCCGACAUCAUAGACCAGGUUCACCAUAUUGUACAGAUUUUUAGCAGCGGUUAACUCAAGGUCUGGAAAGUGGAUGAUAUUGAUGGAUAAAACACAAUCCUCAGUCAGAAUUUGGAUGACCAGCGACCGUGAAAAAAUAGUUCUCCCUCGGGAACGCUUUAAAAUUGAACCAGAUGUCACUAAUAGAUGGUUCUAUACAUCACAGUGCGAGAGUCGAGGGACAUGACUGAUAGAGUAUCUGGAGUUUAUUUUGGUAUGCUGAUGGAGUCAAGUACAGAUUCAUGACCGCGUCUGUAAACCUGUCAGUUUGAGCCUCUGCUUGCUUCUAUCACACGUUCCCUCGUGUUCUCUAGACCUCGCUACUCACAGAUGUGUGCAGAGGGAGUGUGUGUGUGUGUGUCUCAGACAGUCUGUAGAGGGAGUGUGUGUGUGUGUCUCAGACAGUCUGUAGAGGGAGUGUGUGUGUGUGUGUCUCAGACAGUCUGUAGAGGGAGUGUGUGUGUGUGUGGCUAACAGUGUGUAGAGGGAGAGGGGUGUGUAUGUUUGCAAGUAAAAGGGAAAAGAAAUCUGUCCCAGAAAUGUCUUGCCUUGAAAUAUAGGCCUCUUGCUGAACCGACGUGUGACUUGGAACCCUCUACAAAAGUUUGAUGGUUUUCUGUUCUGCAGCUUUGCCCUGGAUCUUUGAGCUUGAAUUCAGAGCAGGUUAGUUUAAAACGACCUCCCCUUCGACUUUCAAGCGAAGGCAUUCAGAGGAAGGAUGUCAAUUCUGUUACUCUCACAUCUCCUGAGAGUUUAUUGUGAAUCUGAAUCUCCCAACUCUUACCUACUUAUAAAAUUGAUCUUCCAAGCAUUGCCAACAAGGUCCACAACCCAGCUGGACGGUUUCUACCUUCCAGAGGACAGAAGCCAGCGCUGGUGUCCUGCAGCAGGGCUGCACAAUGGAGACCAGAGUGGAGCACAGGGGCCUGGGGGGAGCCUUUCACCAGCUCUCUUUGUGGAGAACUUUCAAACGCUCCUUCUCUCAAUCUGGGACCAGGCUGCGUUAUUGUAAACAUCCUCCACUGCUCGCUCGCUCUUUCGUUCUUUCUUUUUUCUUUUCCCUCUCAUUCAUUUCUCUGUGUUGAGAAGCAGGACUGUGAGGUGCUUUUAUGGAGGCUCUCCCAAACACCACCAUCUGUGCUGUGGAGAUUUCCUUCCUCAAUGUGGUGCCCUCGCCUGCCCGCCCGCCCUCUUUCUCUCACUCUUUCCCUCCCUCCGUUGUUAAUCUCCUUUCUAUGUCUGUUACGUUUCCAUCAUUAUCGUCAUGCUGUUAGUUCCCUUUUCAGUAAAGCGUGUAAAAACUACUAUGCAAGUUUUGUAACCAAAUAAGUCCUAAUUUUGUAGUCAAAUCACAUGUACAGCAUCGGUGUCACCGCAAAUAUAAAAGGAAUGCUUUUCUGAAUCACAUUUUCUUUACCUUUUAUUUGAGAUCACUCACAAAAGUCUUCAUGAUAUUGUUUCCAUUCAAUGGAUCUUUGACAAGUUGUACAGCAUUACAAAUAAAGCAGUGUGUA
Messenger RNA from Osmerus eperlanus (European smelt), 2783 nucleotides. RefSeq names its product trafficking protein particle complex subunit 6B, like (gene trappc6bl). Gene Ontology annotation, cellular component: cis-Golgi network; trans-Golgi network; TRAPP complex. NCBI's taxonomy places the organism in Eukaryota, Metazoa, Chordata, Actinopteri, Osmeriformes, Osmeridae. The record is from RefSeq and is a predicted model, not a curated record. Gene Ontology annotation, biological process: regulation of GTPase activity; endoplasmic reticulum to Golgi vesicle-mediated transport. The coding region runs from base 120 to 599 and encodes 159 amino acids. The transcript has 6 exons.